AUGAAGGACAACAGGUCACGGCCCCACAAGAUCCACAUUACGUCUUCAUCGCUUCGACUGGGAAGCGUCGUCCGACAUCUGAGGAAGGAGCACAAAGUCGUGCCACCUUCUAGACAACGUGCAGGCUCAGUUACCGGGAGUGGAGGUGCAGAACGGAACCUGCUUGAUAUGCUUCGCGCCGAUCCGACGAACCCUCGAGAUCAGACUCUUCUCAGCAAUCUGCAUACGUUAUUCGAUCCGAAGAUGAAUCAACUGCUCCUGCUCGACUGGCUUACAUAUCAUAACCUCCCCUUUAAUGUCGUAAACUCAGACUCCGACAAAACACAUCAUUCCUCGGUAUCAACGCCCACUUUAUCGACCAAGAUUGGAACCAAUGGGGAAUCCUCUUGGCUUUGCCGGCUCUCGCGAAACGCCAUACUGGAGCAGCGCUUGCAGAUGAAGUUGCAGAUACAAUAUGCGCGUUUGGUCUUGAAGACAGAAUCGGGUACUACACGCUUGACAACGCUACGAAUAAUGAUACGGCUGUGGAAGCGCUUGCCGCUGAGUUCGAUUUCGACAGGGAAGAGCGUCGCAUCCGCUGCGCCCUCAUUUUCUGAACCUGGCCGUCAGGGCUAUGAUGUACGGCAGCAAAGGGAUAAUUUCAACGAGUUGCUUGCUCAUUGGGGCGAUAAGGACUUUGUGGCUGAAGAGGAAGAGCAGCGCCAGUUGUCCGACGCUAUCAAUGAGCUGGCGACCGACGACGACUUCUGUGUGCCGAGCAUGGAAGAAGGAUUCGAGGUUGAAACAGUCCCAGAAGGCAGUCAGGAUCAGGACGUACUGCCCGACAUCAUCAAUGGCGAAGAAGUGGACAAGUACCGCAAGUUUGGGCCAUUUGGCAAACUUCACAAUAUUGGCAUUGCUCUUCGAACGAGCAGUCAACUUCUCGAGGUCUUUACGAAGCUCAACGGCAAACCGCUCCUACUGAACCUAUUCUUACGUGGGUUCAAAACGUCUGCACUCGCUGGAUGUUUUCCAUCAUCGAGGAACGAUGGCUUGGCAAAGGCGGCAAAGAACAGGACAAACCAGCGAUACUGA
This is a messenger RNA of Hirsutella rhossiliensis, 1074 nucleotides long. RefSeq lists its product as uncharacterized. Lineage: Eukaryota; Fungi; Ascomycota; Sordariomycetes; Hypocreales; Ophiocordycipitaceae. The transcript has 5 exons. The record is from RefSeq and is a predicted model, not a curated record. The coding region runs from base 1 to 1074 and encodes 357 amino acids.